CGGCAGUAACAGAGAGUGAAGUGAGAGCGCAGGAACCGGAGCGACUUCCCGGCAGAGAGGAGAGCAGCAGGACCAGUCCUGUAACAUACCAUGGAGUCAACCUGUUGAUGUUGCCAGCUAUUUAUUUGUUUUGCCGUCAAUCGGGGAAGUGAAGAUGCCACUGUCCUUCCCAACGGAAACCUUCGUCUCAAAAACCUUCUCUUCGGACUCCUUCUCUUCCAGCGCAUGGCCUACAGAGGCGUACGCAGCAGACAGCUUCAUCGGCAACGUCAGCAGCAUCGGCGUGUCAGGCGGCCUUCGCUGCACCUAUAAGGAAGACUUUAAACGUAUAUUACUCCCUGCUGUGUACACUUUGGUCUUCUUGCUUGGACUCCCUCUUAACACUGCCGUCAUACUGAAGAUAUGGAGGACUCGGCCCAAUCUGUCCAAAAACAACAUCUAUAUGCUCAACUUAGCCAUAGCUGACUUCCUGUAUGUGAUGUCACUUCCCUUGCUCAUCUACAACUACGGCAGUCAUGACUACUGGCCCUUUGGGGAGUUUACCUGUAAACUGGUCAGGUUUCAGUUCUACAGUAAUCUGCAUGGCAGCAUCCUCUUCCUCACCUGCAUCAGUGUGCAGCGCUAUGUGGGCAUUUGCCAUCCAAUGGCCAUGUGGCCGAAGCAAGGUGGUCGCAAGUUGGCGUGGUGUAUCUGCGGAGGCGUGUGGUUGGUGAUCCUCGUCCUGUGCGCGCCGACUUUCCACUUCGCUGCGACAGGAAUCCAGCGAAACCGCACAGUGUGUUAUGAUUUAAGUACGCCAACUAAUUCGUUAAACUACUACCCGUACGGCAUGGCUCUGACCUGCCUCGGCUUCUUGCUGCCUUUCAUGGGCGUGAUGCUGUGCUACUGUCGGAUGGCCCACAUCCUCUGCCGUCCGGUGUCCUACCAGGGUGUCUCCAUGGCAACCGGGGAGAAACGGGACAAGGCGGUGAGGAUGAUCAUCGUGGUGGCGGCAGUGUUCUGUAUAAGCUUCCUGCCAUUCCACCUCACCAAGACCAUGUACCUGGUGGUGCGUACUCUGCCCGGUGCGCCCUGCGAGACAAGGAACUUGUUCUCCAUCAUCUAUAAAAGCACCAGGCCGUUUGCCAGCAUGAACAGCUUCCUGGACCCUAUUCUGUUCUACUUCACCCAGCCACGCUACCGCCAGAGCACCAGAAGGUUUGUGCUCAGAGUCACCACACUCAGGGACAAGGGCACCAGUGUGUGAGCCGACAGAAGAUCAAGUCCUGCAACAGUAUUUCUUCAAAUCUAGUUGCUACACCAGUGGUGGAUCCUAGGAGGCUACAUGUAUUGGUUGCUGAGUUUCCUUGUGCAUGUUCUAAUGUAAGUCCUUAAUGCUUUUACCUACUACUCACAGCAAACGAAGAACCGAAUCUUCCUAAGAGGGUCUACAAAUUAUCUAGCUGUACUAAGAUGUCAAGAGGACUUCUGAAAAGUAAAAUGAAGGUUUUGCAAUAUGAAAGAUAGACAAAGACUGAGAAAGAGCAAAUAUUUCUCUGGGGAAUUCAGGCAUUUGGGGCACUUCUAAUUGAGAAUCCAGAGAGCUGUACAUAUACUAUACAUGCCGUCAGCAGACAAGGGCAUUCAUGUCCUGCAUUGUCCCCAUUUCCCCAUAACUGUUUUCUUUCAGUCUCUGCUGUGCGCUGGGUAGUAAAGGAGAAACCUUUAUGUAUUUUUUUUGGUUCACACUGUGAGCUGCAGUAUGAGAGAUAAAGAUAUAAUGAUAAUGCUCUAACAUUAUUAAGUAACGAAGAGUGUCUUCCACUUUAGCAGGCCUCUGCGGUUAGAACUAAAGGUGAAAGUUGAUUUUGUGAGAACUAAAGGUGAAAGUUGAUUUUGUGAUAUGUUUGAUGUGGAGGUGUAAAAAGGAAUUUUGAAAGAGAAAAAGAAAGAUCCAUAUAUUUAUUUUAUGGAAUAAAUGCCACUAUGGCGUAAAGCCAUGUAAAAUGCUCAAAGCAAUUGUUAAUGUUUAUGACUACAUGUAUGAAUUGCAUGAAGCACUUGUGUGGGGAAAUGUGCAUUUUUAUAUGGAGUAUUACACUUUCAUAUGAAGAGUUCUACGGUCUCUGCCCUAAAUGUUGUAAGACUUGGUGUUGCAUGUUUUCACCACUGGAUGGUGAGUGCACCCCACUGCUGCAACCCUACUGCACUGAAAUGCUGGCUAUGUUCCUUUUAAAACUGGUACAACUGUUAAAAUGUUAACCAGUAAGGACAAGAUCCCAGCUACUACAAUCAGAGAGAAACUGAUGCCAAAACAACUUAAAUAUCCACCUCAUACCACACGAAAAUAAGCCAUCAGUCUACGGUUCUUUCAUUUAUCCAGUGAGCAAAGGGAAUCCAUUGAAAAGUAUUUACCAAUGUUUAUACGUUUAAGAGUUGUUAUCUGAUGCAUGAGAUACUUAGAGGAAAGGAAAAAUGCUAUAUAUGGACUUUAGGGCAGGGUUACAUUUAGGCUCAGCCUGCAGUUUUCCACUUCCUGUUAGUGUAUGAUCCUUCCCAUGAAAUAAGGAUUUCUGUUCCAAGAAAUUACCUCUGCUGAUUGAAGUUUGAUGUUAUAAAGAUAAUAGAUUAAAUAAUAGGGGAUAGAGACAUUUAUGCAAAGGGUCUCUGUGUUUUUAAAGAGGUAGUCUAGAGCACAUAUUAAUUGUUUAGUACUUAGUACUGUUUUGAUAGCUCUCACUGGAAAGAUUACAGUCUAAAUGUGCACAGUAUAAACUUGUACUUCCUAUUUCUAAUGGAGUUAUAAAAAAGUAACUGAGUUACUGAGAUUGUGAAUUGGUAAUAUGUCAACACUGUGAAGAAAACAAUGGAUAUUUUGAAUAUAUGUCCCAGCUUAGGAUCAGGCACUCAUGUAGCCCUCUCUGAUUUGACAAUUUGAUAUAAAAAUGAAACUUAUAUCACUAAAGUAAUCGUAAACACAGUUUUUUUUAAUACAUUUAAUUUGCCAACAAGCUUUGAAUCGCUCUGAAGCCACUGUAACUGACAACCUGUAGGCAGCUUUAAACAUAUGAUUAAAACAUGCAACUAUGGUUUGAGUUUUGAACCCAUGAGGGAAGAAAUGUUGUGUAUAUUGGUUAAAUGUGAACAUUUAAUGUCAUGCAUUUCAAAUGCAAGUAGAAUUUUGACCACAAUAUGAGGUCAUGUGCUUAAAAUGUUGGGCUCUUCUUAAUGUAUGUGUGUGUGUGUGUGUGUGUGUGUACAACGUGUAUAUUUAGUAAUGUAGUAAUAUACAGUAUGUUGUGCUCCUGCCUUCAGCAAAAUGUGAAUGCAUAGUUUUUGUUGUUGUAUGUAUGAUUGUCUGUUAAGUUGAAUAUUUGAAUGUCUUAUUAUUUUCUCCAUGUCUAUCUGAAACACGUGUGUGGUCAGUUUAAAGAGAUUCAGCCAACGUAGUUCUGUCAAUCAGUAUUAUUUAGAAGAAUUCUUAUUUUUGUAAAAUAUUGUACCACAGAGUAGUAUCAAGAAAUUUUAUUUUGUUAUAUCGAUACAAUUUUGCUGAUGAAAAAGUAACAUUUAUGUUUAUAUAUAGAUAGUUGCUUGUGUAACUGUUAUGGAUGUUAUGGAUGUUGUUGUAAUGUAACUGAAAAACAGCCAUUAAAAAAGUCAC
Molecule: messenger RNA, 3643 nt
Organism: Anoplopoma fimbria (sablefish)
Lineage: Eukaryota; Metazoa; Chordata; Actinopteri; Perciformes; Anoplopomatidae
Product: P2Y purinoceptor 3
Exons: 4
Coding region: 155-1246 (363 amino acids)
Biological process (GO): cellular response to pyrimidine ribonucleotide; phospholipase C-activating G protein-coupled receptor signaling pathway
Cellular component (GO): plasma membrane
Molecular function (GO): G protein-coupled UTP receptor activity; G protein-coupled UDP receptor activity; G protein-coupled ADP receptor activity
Source: RefSeq, a predicted model, not a curated record